Molecule: messenger RNA, 1170 nt
Organism: Encephalitozoon romaleae SJ-2008
Lineage: Eukaryota; Fungi; Microsporidia; Unikaryonidae
Exons: 1
Coding region: 1-1170 (389 amino acids)
Source: RefSeq, a predicted model, not a curated record
AUGAUAAAUUUUCCUGAAGAAAGACUGCCUAAGCGCCUCAGGAGUAUGUUUACGCUCAAGAUGCUUGGCCCACCCAGAUACGACGGAAAGUUUGACUUCAGCAGGAAGAAGAUAGAUAUCCCCCUGAUAUUUCCACUUCGAAGAUCUGCCGUCAAAUCUAGAAGUCCCAAGCAUGUGAUUUUCAUGGAAAAAAUAGAUAAUUACAAUGUGAUAUAUUCAAGAGAUGGCUACCAAUUCGAUAUUGUUGGGAAGUACAGAUACAGGUUCGAAAUAAAAGACCUUUGCGUAAGACUGGUAACUGGACAUGGAAAAGCCUUUAUCCUCACAGGCAAUCACAUCUAUGUUUACAAACAAAAGAGAAUAACCAUGUUUAAUAUCCAAGCAAUUGAUUUAUGCACCUCUCCCUUUGGAGAGAUAUUCAUACUAACUACUAAAGAGAUCCUGAUAUUUGGCGAAACAGGGGUCAAAGAGGUAUUUCCAUACACAGGCAAUCCUAUGUUCAUAUGCUUUUAUCUGUUCAGAGAGCUACUAGUUGUAACAAGAAAUCAGGUGUUUCAUUUGGAUCUUAACAACCUUAGACUAAGCACCAUAUAUCUUACUAAUUUAAAAAUCCAAUCGGUCGUUUUUCAAGACAGACUUUACAUCCAGGAAGGAACCAAAAAACAUGUUCGGCUCACUUCUUUGAACAUAGAAGAUAAGGCUGCAGAGUCCAUAUACAUAGAGAACCUGAUGAAUAUCUCUAUCGGGGAAACGAUCGUAGUAUUGUACAAAACUGGGGGAGAGUUUAUAUUUUGCGAUAGGUUCGACCUCAUCAAUGCCAAGGGAGUUGUAUAUGAGGUUGAGAACCUCUUAGGGUUUUUCUUUAGCGAAAAUAAGAGUUGUUUUUUUUUCGAGGAAAGAUUUGUGCUGUGGGACAAUGGAAGUGUCAAGGUUAUAGACAUAGACCUAAAGAAAAAGGAGGACUAUCUUAUGAAAUUCCCAGAGAAUCUUGAGAUGCUUGAAGAGAUGUAUAGAAAGAGGGAUGUCUCCAAGGGUGUUUUUAGACCUGGUAAAGUGAUCUCCACUCUCAAUGAAAUUAUCGAAGAGUUUACACAGAAGGAAAAUCAGACUGUUAAGCCGGCACCAAAGAAGAAGAUCAAGUACAAAGAGAAGAACCUAGGGGGUUUUUAG